This is a messenger RNA of Anarrhichthys ocellatus (wolf-eel), 2499 nucleotides long. Its product is annotated as protocadherin alpha-6-like. The record is from RefSeq and is a predicted model, not a curated record. The transcript has a single exon. Gene Ontology annotation, biological process: homophilic cell-cell adhesion. Gene Ontology annotation, molecular function: calcium ion binding. The annotation marks the transcript as partial. Gene Ontology annotation, cellular component: plasma membrane. Lineage: Eukaryota; Metazoa; Chordata; Actinopteri; Perciformes; Anarhichadidae.
CACGCGAACACACUAGUGCUCCCUGACAGGAGACAUACUUCUGGAGAGGUAAGACAUUUUUGGUGAAAACCCUGGCUUGUUUUCGCUGGAACUGUGAUUUAUAUGCCCGUUCAUUAAUAAGAUCAGUCCAUCAACUGUAUAUGAUGUAUGCACAGUUUGUUUGGCAUCGUGGUUCAUAGGAUGCUUGACUGUCACCCAGCUGUGAUUUUGAUCAAACUGUAUGUCCUCGUGAGAAUAGUUGUUAAUUGAAGAACAGCUGUUAAUAUAUAUUAGCAUAUAUGCUUCACUCAUCCUUUUGCUAUUUCGUGGUCUUCUUCCUGUUCACUAUACCCUGAAAAAAACAUACCAGUAUUACAGCAUACUUUGAUUUAUCAGUCAACAUUAUACACAUUCACUGUAUCUGUAAAGUCAUUGUUUAACUUUCUGGGCUAUAGUGAUGUAAUCCAAAGUCAUUCAUGAGGUUUGAUGGCAUUAUAAAUGGCGUCAUUCGCUGUCCAUGGUGCUGAGAUUUUCUGCUCUGAUGUCCAGAUACCUGAUGAUACAUUGUAAAAAAAAAAAAAAAAAAAAAGUAAUUAAUUCCCACUUUUAUGUUCAUGAAUAUUAACUGAAAGGUAUUCAAAAUUAUUACGUGAGCAUCACACAUUUGGGAGGAUUUGAUGUCUUGAGCGCCAUUCAAAGGAAUCUAAAUUUUGUGUUUACUUGUUGAAUCCGCUUGAGAAGGCCUCCUCUCAUCUGAUAGGCUACUGUCAUUCACAACCACCACACGGGCCAAAGUACAUAUAACACGUCGGUAUUGUGCUAUAUACAAUAUGGCUGUAGAAACUUUGAUUUCCUUGCAGUGAGCAAUGAGAUCGCAUGGUGUCAGUGUGCUUGGAAAAUAACGGCUUUAACUUGUCGUCACUGCUUUUUGGUUCCACCUUUUUUAUCGCUCUCGGUUCGAUGAAGGCAGUAUCCGUUGGCGGCUUGCUGCUGUCUUUAUACAUUUUGCAGAGUGGUUAUUUUUAACUUCAACAGAGUGAACAUUUGCAUACUCGGAUGUGUUGAAUUCGUUUCUUACAACAUGGUUAUUUAAUCCCGUGAGGAAUAUUUUUAACCAUGGAACAAAGAGGAUGCGACGCAAGAAGGGCGAGAAGACAGUGGGUCGGCUGCGUGGUUGCUGUGCUUUUGUGGAGCGUGGCCUCAGCGCAAUUACGAUAUUCAAUCUCGGAGGAAGUUAACGAAGGAACUGUGGUUGGAAAUAUUGCAAAGGACCUGGGAUUAGAUAAAAUCACGUUGAAAGACAGAAAGUAUCGGAUUGUUUCAAGUUCUACGGAACCUCUGUUUCAUGUAGAUCAGAAUGACGGGGUCUUGUACGUAAAGCAGAAGAUUGACAGAGAAGAGGUAUGCGAGCGAAUCAGUAUAUGUUUGAUCAACCUGAAAACUAUUCUGGAAGAUCCACUGGAGGUCCAUUAUGUUGCAGUGGAAGUUCUGGAUAUAAAUGACCAUUCUCCAAGUUUCCCAGAGAAAGAGAAAAUGCUGGAGAUUUUUGAGUCUGUGUUACCUGGAGCACGUAUUCCGCUACAAGCCGCACGAGAUCCAGACGUAGGCCAUUUCUCUGUUCAGCAGUAUAAACUCAGCCCCAAUGACCACUUUCGUUUGGAAGUUAAAGAUAAGGGAGAAGAUGGUAAAAUACCUAUAUUGAUUGUUAAAAAAUCUUUGGAUAGGGAAAUUGCGGAAAGCCACUCAUUAGUGCUGACAGCAGUGGAUGGAGGUAAACCUCCGAAAUCUGGCGACAUGAGUAUUCUGGUAAACGUUUUAGAUGUCAAUGAUAAUGCGCCAGUUUUUUCUCAAGACAUUUACUCUGUGAUGCUGGAUGAAAAUGCUCCAGUAGGAACUACAGUCUUACAAGUGAAUGCAACUGAUUUAGAUGAUGGACCAAAUGGAGAUGUAGUUUAUUCAUUCAGCAACAGUGUUAGUCAUAGAUUAUUAAGCCUUUUUGAUAUCAAUCCAUCAACAGGGGAACUUAUUGUGAAAGAUUCAAUAGACUAUGAAAAGAAGAACAAAUAUGAGAUUGAAAUUCAAGCAUCAGAUAAAGGUCUGGCUCCGCUGGCUACACAAAAAAGCAUCAUUAUCAAAAUAGUUGACGUGAAUGAUAACGCACCUGAGAUUGAAGUUACUUCAUUUUCAAGUUCCAUCCCUGAAGAUUCCAGACCUGGAACUACAGUUGCCCUUAUCAGUGUAAAUGACUUGGACUCUGGUCUCAAUGGAAAAGUGAUUUGCUCCAUAAAUGAUGAAGUCCCAUUUACUUUAUCACCAUCUUCACAAGACAGAAUGUUUUUAUUAGUCACCAAAUCGCCGCUGGACAGAGAGAAAAAGUCACAUUAUAUCAUAACAGUACAUGCAAAAGACACUGGGCAGCCUCCAUUAUCGUCUGAAAAGACAAUAAGCGUUGUUGUAAGAGAUGUGAAUGACAACAGACCAGAGUUUUCACUGAGUCCCUAUACUUUCUAUGUCACUGAA